This is a messenger RNA of Bolinopsis microptera, 1093 nucleotides long. RefSeq lists its product as uncharacterized. The transcript is spliced from 6 exons. Bases 1 to 687 code for a protein of 228 amino acids. The record is from RefSeq and is a predicted model, not a curated record. Lineage: Eukaryota; Metazoa; Ctenophora; Tentaculata; Lobata; Bolinopsidae.
AUGGUGGGGGAUGAAGGCGAGGACAUUUCCUCUUCAGUUAAAGAGACUGACUUUAUCAGAUCAGUUGAUAUGUCACUGAUCCACGAGAGAACAGCUCUUCAAGCUGAGGUCGUAAAGUGGUGUUCGAAUCAGAUCAAACGAUCAAAUGAGACGAAUUUGUUCGCGCCCCCCGAUGCCAACAAGUAUUUCAAGGACAAGUUGUGUGAGCUACAAAUACAAGUGUUAGAACGGAGCAAGGUGAUAGCCCAGCUACAAGCGAGACUUACUGAACUGAUAAUAAACUGCCCUGAGUCAGCAGCCUCGCUACAGCAACUCAAACGGACCAUGGAGUCCCUCAAAUUCAAGAGGGAGACAAACAAGUAUGGAUAUGGACAGGACGUGGUGAAGAUAGCUUGUGAUGCUGUAGACUCUGUUAAAAGUCUAGUUGAACAGGUACCAUGUGAUUUUGCAACAGUAGAAGAGACAGUGAAGGAGCGAAUAUACCGGUCACUCAGUGAAAACGCUGCUCACAAGAAAAAACGAGGGAGUUUGCUACGAAACAGGUCCUUGAGUACCAACCACGUUUCAACGUCAACCAGCAGCACUAGCAGCGGUUUCCAUAGCAACGAUACCCACUUACCUGGAAACAGUGAAACACGAGACAUUAGAGCUUUAUCAAACUUGGACAUGAACGACAGUGGACUUUGAGACAUAAUAAUGAACAAAUGCUCUAUUGAUGGUGCAGCUUGAUUAUUACUAAUCUGUGUAACUGUGUUAUAAUAAGAUGUGUAGAUGAGAUUGGGUUAGAAUUUACGAUUUAACAGAUCUCAUUGUUUUUAUGUUUGAUAUAUUAUUGUAUGUAUUUCGUCAAUUUGACUGUCGACCUUUGAGAUGUAACUGUAACUGACUAAUCGACUUGUAAAUACAUGUGGAUCGAUUUUUAUACUCUUUAUAUUUUUAUCUUGGAAUAUAGUAUUGUUUUUGAGUAGUGUUUAAGAUGGUGAAAUUAUAUCAAAUAAGUACAGUUUGUUUCUUUCUGUCAUUUUAAUCUAUGGUGACAACUCUGGUUAUGUACUGAUUUAUGGUGGACCUUAUUUCAUUUUCAAUCAAUUUA